AUGUCAAGACGCUACGACAGUCGCACGACCAUCUUCUCGCCUGAAGGCCGCCUCUAUCAAGUCGAAUACGCCCUUGAAGCCAUCUCACAUGCCGGUACAGCGCUCGGAAUCCUCGCCACAGAUGGAAUCGUCCUCGCAGCAGAGCGCAAAGUCACCAGCAAGCUCCUGGAGCAAGAUACAAGCGCCGAGAAGCUGUACAUCUUGAACGACAACAUGAUCUGCGCCGUUGCAGGCAUGACCGCAGACGCCAACAUCCUCAUCAACUACGCCCGACAAGCCGCCCAGCGAUACCUCCUCACAUAUAACGCCGACAUCCCAUGCGAACAGCUCGUACGGCGGCUGUGCGAUUUGAAGCAAGGAUACACACAGCACGGUGGUCUGCGACCUUUCGGAGUGUCCUUCAUCUACGCAGGAUGGGACAACCAGCGGCAGUUCCAGCUGUACCAGUCGAAUCCAUCAGGCAACUACACUGGCUGGAAGGCCACCAGCGUCGGCGCAAACAACGCAAGCGCUCAGUCAUUACUCAAGCAGGACUACAAUGAGGAAUGCACCCUCAAGCAGGCAUGCGAGUUGGCUGUGAAGGUGUUGAGCAAGACGAUGGACAGCACGAAGCUGUCGAGUGAGAAGAUUGAGUUUGCCACAGUCGGCCGGACAGAGAAGGGCACCAUCUAUCACAAACUCUGGGCAGCUGAGGAGAUUGACGCGCUGCUUAAGGAGCAUGGUCUUGGCAAGGCCAGUGAGGAGGAGCCAGCUGCAUAG
Molecule: messenger RNA, 759 nt
Organism: Pseudocercospora fijiensis CIRAD86
Lineage: Eukaryota; Fungi; Ascomycota; Dothideomycetes; Mycosphaerellales; Mycosphaerellaceae
Exons: 3
Coding region: 1-759 (252 amino acids)
Biological process (GO): ubiquitin-dependent protein catabolic process
Cellular component (GO): cytosol; proteasome core complex; nucleus
Source: RefSeq, a predicted model, not a curated record